Messenger RNA from Leguminivora glycinivorella, 3307 nucleotides. RefSeq names its product collagen alpha chain CG42342. The coding region runs from base 279 to 2282 and encodes 667 amino acids. The transcript is spliced from 23 exons. NCBI's taxonomy places the organism in Eukaryota, Metazoa, Arthropoda, Insecta, Lepidoptera, Tortricidae. The record is from RefSeq and is a predicted model, not a curated record.
CACGUCCGUACGCCGCGCUACAUCCAACCCACGAUCUCUAACACGAUCGCACAAAAGCGAACCACGAUAUCAUCGCGAACUCUUCAUUCCUAUGUUAUUUAUGUGCCUCCUUUAGUGUUUUCGUUUAUCCGCAUUUGUGUUCUGUGUGUUUUGUUUUAUUUUAAGGUUUGCGUACCGGACGCAACUAUUGUGAUACAAUGUCCAUUCAAUGCCCGUUAACGCAGUGAAGAUGCCUCUAAUAAACCAUAACUCCAUUUCAUGAGGGUAAAUUGAGCAGCAUGAUUUUAAAGAUAGGAGGGAAGCCUCCAGCAAAAGCACCGACACCGGCUAAGGUGGAGAAGGAAGUGAAAAAGACGAAAUGCGAUGACAAAUGUCCAGGGGAUCCUUGGAUGUACUGUGUGGUGUUAUGGUGUGCGUGUGCCAUGAGCCUGAUAUCGAGCGGGUACAGCCUGUACAAGCAGCAAGGUCUGCAGGAGAGGUUGGGGGUGCUGGAGGAGCAGCAUUUCGCGCUGCGGAGUGCGGUGCUGGAGCCGCAGCAGCCGCUGGUGGAGAGGCUGCGGAGGGAGGUCCUGGCGCGCCCGCCGCCUAACUGGAGGGCGAGGAGGAGCAUCAGGGAUUAUGGACAGUGUGGAUGCCCAGCAGGACCACCAGGGCCGCCUGGCAAGAGAGGAAAGAAGGGCAAGAAGGGUGACACUGGCGAAGCAGGGCCGCCGGGUGUAACGGGAGCGCCUGGGAAGAAUGGAUUCCCGGGGAGCAAGGGCGAGAAGGGAGAACGAGGCUUCAUGGGUCCCAUUGGGCUGGACGGGCCAAAAGGAGACCCGGGGCGGCCUGGGGACAAAGGACACAAGGGCGAGCACGGCAGCCCUGGCUUCGACGUCUUCUCUGCCAUUAAGGGAGUGAAGCGCUCCGUCGACAACUAUAAGAUCAGUCCGUACACCACUGCGGAGAUCAUAGCUGUUAAGGGGCUGCAAGCGGCCGGGCACAACGUCUCCGCCAACACCAUCAUACAGCUCAAGGGUGAACCUGGGGAGCCUGGACCUCCGGGCCCACCAGGCGGAGCGGGACCAGAGGGCCUGCCGGGCCAUGACGGGCGCGCGGGGCCUGCGGGGCCUGCUGGGGCCCCAGGCGCGCCGGGCCCCAUCGGGCCCGCUGGGCCCGCCGGACCACCGGGACCAAGCGGACCACAGGGACCUAAGGGAGACAGAGGGGACAAAGGAGAGCGUGGUUUCACGACAACGUUGAAAGGCGACGCUUUUCCCACCGGCAUCAUCGAGGGUCCUCCCGGCCCGCCUGGCCCGCCUGGGAAAAGCGGCGAAGCAGGUCCACGUGGCCCGCCUGGACUUGAUGGGCUCAACGGCGAGCCAGGCGUGCAGGGUCCUCCAGGGAAACCAGGAGAGAUCGGUCCAAAAGGCGAAAAGGGCGAUUAUGGAGAUAUGGGCUCGCCGGGUAUGCUGGGCGCACCUGGGUUGCCCGGACCUCCCGGAUAUCCAGGCCUCAAGGGCGAGAAAGGAGACAAGGGAGACUCGAAGUACAGAAAGCUGAGGAGGCGGCAGAACUUGCAGGGAGACGGCACCGGAUACGAGCUGUACGGACAUGAAAUUAUGAUGGGCCCCCCGGGCGCGCCGGGGCCCGCGGGGCUGCCCGGCGUGGCGGGCCCGCCCGGCAUCAAGGGCGACAAGGGCGAGCCGGGCGUGCGAGGCAAGACUGGAGAUAGAGGAGAAAAAGGUGACGCGGGACCGAUGGGAUUACCUGGCCCAGUAGGUCUACCAGGCGAGCCAGGCGAGCCAGGCCGGCCAGGCGAUUUAGGCACUAGAGGCCCGCCUGGACUCGACGGCAUGAAGGGCGCGCAGGGCGAGCCAGGCAGCAAGGGAGAACGCGGUGACCCCGGGCUCCCGGGCACGGAUGGCAUUCCAGGACAAGAGGGCCCGAAGGGCGACAAAGGAUAUAAAGGAGAACCCGGUCCGGCAGGGAAGCGCGGGCGCAAGGGUGACAAAGGUGAUAAAGGCGAGCAAGGUGUACCAGGACUUGAUGCGCCGUGCCCACUCGGGCCCGAUGGCCUACCGUUACCAGGAUGUGGAUGGCGACCCGCCAAGGAAUCCGCGGCAGCGCUACCCCGGGAGCCUAGCGAGGACGGCGCGGGAGGGGGAGGGCCGGGGGGAGUGGGGGAAGAGUCGGAGGAAGACCCGGGCGAAGAGUACGAUGCACGGGAGGACGAACUUGAUGCGCCCCGCGAUUACGACGACUACACUGACAAUGCGCACCUUCCCCAACACCAUGACUGAACCUUACCUUAACCAUUCCCUCUAACACCCGAUUCCAUCUUGGACUCAAUCGAUCUCCUGCUGUCUAAAUAGUUGCAUUGGGCGUACAAUACCUACCUACCUAUAUAAUUUACUUAUAGUAUACCUAUACUUUUCUUUCCUCAUAUCAUCUUCCGCUGUUACUUUAUUCAGAACACUAAUAUUCGUGAUUCUCGGAAGUUGUGGGUGUAUAUAUUCUUCGAACUGAGCGCACAUGAUUAUCUGCGGAUUAUUAACAGUGUAAUAAAUUGGAUUCGAUUCUAUGACUGGACUAUUUAUUACUGAUAAUGUGAGCGAAUAAAUGUACGCAUUUCAAUAACAUGCAUACAAAUUUGCCUAAGAUAGCUUCUCCUUCGCAUUUCCGCUUUUAAAUGAGAUAUUAAAAAGUGAUGAACGUAUUGGUGUCACCUUGAGAUACGAUGUGCGUUUGGGGAAAUCCAUAACGGAAUCGCGGAUAUCAUUUUUAUUAAUUUAAAAGCCCUUCGUCGUUGGACGUUUAUUCACAGCUUUCACAUUAGAAAUUAGUAAAUUUUCUUUUGCCAUAGUUUUUUUUAAUAAAGCAGAUGGUUUAGAAAAACUAUUGUACGUUUUGCAUAUUCUGCUUGUUAUGUUGCAUUAUAACAUGUAGUACUAUGCAUGCCAUGCUAAAUAUACUCCAUAUAUCUACGUAAUAUAUGGAAUAAUUUAGCAUAAAGGAAUAUUGUUAUUCGAAGUAAUUCCAACGCGAGCGAGGACUGAUAUAGGUCGAGGACAACAUUGUUAUCAUGCCUUUACUGUUAUUUGAACCUAGAGCGAUCGGUUUUGCACCCACAUUGCCAGACCAGACACCAAAUAAGGUACCUACCUAAUAUAAUUAAGUUUAUUUUGCGUUAGUUGGCUAUGUAUGCGCGACGAAAUGAAAUCCGUAGAUAAUCAGUGUAAAACGCAAACCUGGAAAAAUAUGAAAUAUAAAUGUUUAUGAAAAUUAAAGUAGGUACGCCUGACGAGCGUAGGAGAUUAGCCCACCG